Messenger RNA from Mytilinidion resinicola, 945 nucleotides. RefSeq lists its product as uncharacterized. The transcript has a single exon. Bases 49 to 621 code for a protein of 190 amino acids. The record is from RefSeq and is a predicted model, not a curated record. NCBI's taxonomy places the organism in Eukaryota, Fungi, Ascomycota, Dothideomycetes, Mytilinidiales, Mytilinidiaceae.
GCAUCCCCAGACUGGGGUUCAGAGGGACCCCCACGCGUGAUGCUUCAAAUGGGGGCCCGUAUAACACGACUCGGCGAUGACCAGAUCGGAAAAUCUGGCAGUAGAGUACGCCCGCGGGAGGAGGCCGCUCUAAGGCUCGUGGGCAACCAGACGGAUGUUCCGGUCCCUGAAGUGUACUUCGGUACCUACAAUGAGAACCAUGGCGACCUAUUCAUGAGCAUCAUUCCAGGAUCGCCUCUCAAGGACCACUGGGAUACUCUCGAUGAGAAAACAAAGGAGCGUCUCUGUCGCGACAUUUGGAGCCUGAUCGGAAAGAUUCGACAGAUCCCGAAACCACCCGAAUUCAAAGACUUCUUCCUUUGCUCUGCCGACGGGACUUGCAGCCAGGACGUGUAUAUCGAAGAUCUCAAGUCUCCUCCCCAGCCUCUUAUCGAUGAUGCUGCCGUCCGAGCUCGGAUAUUUGAACGCUACUAUCACUUUUAUGGCCGAAGAUAUACCAAAGAGGAGAUACUUGCUAUGCUUCCUAGCUCUCAGAGCUCCGUCUUUACGCACUGCGACAUAGCGCCAGGAAAUAUCAUGAUCGACGACCAUACUCACAAUAUCACUAGGCUUAUUGACUAAGAGUUUGCUAGCUAGUAUCCAGAUUAUUAAGAAUAUCUAAGAAUCCAUAAAGCUGUUAACAAUGACGAUUGGCGGGACUGGAUGCACCGUACAGCACCGCAGAAAUGGGAUUUGGCAGGUUUCGUCGCAGUGAGUAGAGUGCUGUUCUGAGGUCCGAAGAUAGAGGACGUUCUCGGAGGGGAAGGGUUAGUAGGGAAAUUUGUGCACUCCAAUUGAGACUGUACGAUCUUUGAAGGUUGUAAGAUACGGGAGACGUCUCGCUUUGAAUGGUGAGCACUGAACUUGAUUGUGAGGAUGCGGAACUGCGCUGUGACCAAAUCCUGG